Molecule: messenger RNA, 1175 nt
Organism: Pyrus x bretschneideri (Chinese white pear)
Lineage: Eukaryota; Viridiplantae; Streptophyta; Magnoliopsida; Rosales; Rosaceae
Product: GPI-anchored protein LLG1
Exons: 3
Coding region: 546-1052 (168 amino acids)
Source: RefSeq, a predicted model, not a curated record
ACCAAUCUUUAACGAACGAGCUGAGCUUAAAAUAAUAGUUUUGACAAACUGAGUAUUUCAAAGUUUAUUAUUAACAUUUUUUUUUUUCAAAUGAACAUAAUAUUUUGUUUGACCUCGACUCACAUUUUUUACGAACUGAACUUGAACUAGCUAAAAAUAAAAUUAAAACAUCAGGACAAUUUGUUUCCCCAAUGUAUUAAAACAGCUUUUGUCUAGGAAAAAAAAAAAACAGCCAUUUAAACUAGUAACGUCUGAAACAUCACCACCCACAGAAGUUGUUUAUGUUGCCACUUUUACCCUCUCCAAAUUUCAUGCAGCAUUUCGCUCUCCUCCCACCAAUUCUCUCUCUCUCUCUCUCUCUCUCUUCCCUCAAACAGACAGACAGACCUAAAGAGAGAAAGAAAGAGAGGGAACCAAAACCAUCAACCAAAAAAGAAAGGGGAGAAGGAGCUGAGCCUGAGACUGAGAGGCCAAAGGCAGAGAUCGACGACAACGACUUGACAUAGGUCAUAGGUUCUUCGGUCUCUGAAAUUAUUAUUUUUACAAUGGCUUCGUUAUCUCAUCCCGUUUUCUUCCUCUUCUUCUUCCUUGUAUUGGGUUUUGCCUCCUCCGCCACCUUCAUCUCUUAUGAUAUCUUACGGGCUGGUGGAUCAUCCACGGGGGGACGUGCCCUUCUUCAGGCCAAAAAAAAUUGUCCUGUGAAUUUUGAGAACCAGAACUACACAAUCAUAACAAGCAAGUGCAAAGGACCAAACUACCCAGCAAAGAGCUGCUGUAAUGCUUUGAAGGAUUUUGCCUGUCCUUUUACAGAAGAAAUCAAUGACUUGAAAAAUGAUUGUGCUUCAACCAUGUUCAGCUACAUAAACAUCUACGGGAAGUAUCCUCCCGGCCUGUUUGCGUCUCAAUGCCGCGAAGGGAAAGAAGGUCUCGCAUGUCCCGCUGAGGCACCGAAAUCUGAUCAAAAGAGCAGCAGAGGUCACAUAUCAGCUACUCACUCCAUCAUGCUAGCACUAUCUGCUGCCUUCCUUAUAUUAUCCUUCCAUAUGUUCUGAGCUGGUGUAAGUGUGAAAAAACAUCACCCCACCUUGUAACCACUCAAUUAUGUUUCCGCGGAUAACUCCCACCAAUUUGUAUGCUUUGAACAUGUAUCCCAAAUAGUAUAAUUUUAUUAUAUA